Salvia hispanica is the source of this 5178-nucleotide messenger RNA. RefSeq names its product PHD finger family protein. The record is from RefSeq and is a predicted model, not a curated record. Lineage: Eukaryota; Viridiplantae; Streptophyta; Magnoliopsida; Lamiales; Lamiaceae. Gene Ontology annotation, biological process: regulation of transcription by RNA polymerase II.
UGCUCUCUUUCUCUCUCACACACACACGCACUAUUUUCUCUAUCAAAAAACGCGACUCUUUCUCUCUCUAGAAAGCGAAAAAAAGGAUUAUUUCGAAACGGAUCCAAUUCCAAAUAACGAAACUGACCCCAAAAUAAUUAAAAAAUAGCCCCAAAUUGUUUUUUACCCCCAAAACCGAAUAGGAACCCUAACCCUAGCCGCAACCGAGAACGAAGCAGAUGCGUUCAAUCUCUCUUCCCCCUCCGCGCUUCUUCUCCUUUUCUCUCUGUUAGAGCCUGUAUUUCGUAGGACGGGGAUUGAAUUUUUCGGAAAUCGUUUUUAUUUAGGGUGAAAUUAGGAUUUUAGGGCUUGUUGUUGUUGGGAAUGGUAUGGUGCAAGGGCGGCGGUAGUGGAACGCGAUGACUGGCGGCAGAUGCCAGAGGCGGAGGAAGGGGAUGGCCGGUGGUGGUAGGGGCGCCGCCCAGGCGAAGGUAAUUGGUUCGAAUUGCGGCAGCCCUAAUUUGAAGCGGGAAUUUACGGAAAAGCCCUCGUAUUCUUUGGAAUUUACGAAAUUGCCCCCGGCUUGUAGAGUUGAGCUUGGUUUGUAUGCUCAAGCUUUCAAGGCGCUGUCGUUUCGUUCCCCCUUUGAUUCGGAGGACUCUCAAGUGCCCACCGCGUUGGUUUCUAGUGGGAACAGUUUACCUAGUGGGGUGUCGCAUUUGUUGAGUAGGCAAUCGGAUAGUAGGAAACGGCACAAGAAGUUGCACUCGAGCUCGGAGCACAAGAAGUCCUCGGCCUCGGGGAGGUCUCGGGGGAACAACUUUUGGGCGGAGAAUGAGGAAUAUUUUCGUGAAUUGACUGCUGAGGAUGUCGAGAGGCUUCAGAGGGUUUCGAAUGUUGGGUGUUCGAGCAGUGAGAAGUGUUUCUUAGUCCCGGCUUUGGAUAAUGAUGAAAGUUUGUGUAACCGAUAUGGCAUGAUCAAUAGGAUGCUUUCAAGAGCCUGUGAGGACAGCUUGAACUUGGAAAAUAGUGUUGAGUUGAACCCGGGUGUGAAGAUUGAGAAAGAAGAGAAUGGGCCUUGUUCUAUGGAUAUUGUUGAUGAUGAUGAAGUCGAAAGAAAGGAAUUGGAAAUUAUUGAAGAAAAUGGUGCUGACGAAAGACUGAAUAGCGAGGAAGUUACUACUUCUUGUAGUGGUGUAGAAUGGCUUCUAGGUUCAAGGAACAGGAUUUAUUUGGCAUCAGAGCGGCCCUCCAAGAAACGAAAGCUUUUCGGGAAAGAUGCUGGGCUGGACAAGCUCCUUGCAGUACGUCCAGUUGAAGGUUUAGAGUCUGUGUGCCAUUAUUGUAGUUAUGGUGACAUUGGCGACCUCUUGAAUAAGUUGAUCAAGUGUUCUUCUUGUGGGAUGGUGGUGCAUCAAAAGUGUUAUGGAGUUCAAGAAGAUGUAGAUGGUUUGUGGUUAUGCUCAUGGUGUAAAUGGAGGAAUAUUGUGGACAUGAGUGUAGAGAAACCAUGUUUACUCUGUCCAAAGCAAGGUGGUGCCCUGAAACCUGUGCUGGAAAGAGGACUUGGAAACGAGAAUGACGAGUCUAAGUCGAAGUUCGCUCAUUUAUUUUGUUGCCUGUGGAUGCCUGAGGUUUAUCUUGAUAACAUUGGUACAACGGAAUCUAUCAUUAAUAUGGAAGAAUUGAAGGACACAAGAAGGAAGAUAAUUUGUUAUUUGUGCAAGGUUAAGCACGGUACCUGUGUCCGAUGCAGCAAUGGAUCGUGCAGAGCAUCGUUCCAUCCUAUUUGUGCAAGGGAAGCAAAACACAGAAUGGAGAUAUGGGGCAAGAUUAGAUCUGAUGAGGUUGAAUUGCGUGCUUUUUGUUCAAAGCAUUCAGAAGUCCAGUCUGACAGUGGCUGUCAAGAUAUUGGGGACAUUCCGUUGACAGCUGAUUUGGAUCUUCGCAAGCUGAAUGAUGUUGUUCUGGAUGGGGAGGACUUGGUAGAUAGUACAAGUUCUGACAAUCACCCAGAAAAUGGAGUUGCACUUCGUACUGCUCUUCAUUCUGCAGAUAGGAAUGGCAAUGAGGGCGUCGAUACUUGCGGUCCUCCCAAUUUCUCUAUGGUUUUGAAGAAGUUGAUCGAUCUAGGGAAAGUUAAUGCUGGAGAUCUCGCCUCAGAGAUUGGUGUUUCUGCUGAUUCUUUAAAUACAGUACUCAAGGAAAAUCACAUGGUUCCUGAGUUGCAAUAUAAAUUACUUAAAUGGUUGAAGACCCAUGUUCAUGUUGGUAACCUACAAAAGACUUUGCAAGUGAUGAUUAGAUCAUCUUUAGGAUCAAAGCCCAUGCUAGGUGUAGCUGAAGGUGUUGGUGAUGUUUCAAUAGAGGAGUCUGAUAUCUCUGACGCUGUUCCAGUUAAAUCUGUGCCACCUCGGAGAAGAACCAAAAGCAGUGUGUGGACUAUGAAAGACGAUAACUCAUGCCUUUCAACUGACAAGACUCACAACGAAACAACUGAGGGCGAUGCCUGUCUAUCUCUUCUUGUUGGAGAACACUCCAAUGACGUGCUAAGUGACUCCUGGCCGGAUGAGUCCAAAACGGUUUUGCCCGGUCCUCAGCAACAGCAAGAUAAUUCAGCAAAUAAUUCUGUCAAAAUUGAAGACGAGCUCAGAGCUCUAGUGCAGUGUCUCUCUGAAGAUGAUCUGGUUGGGGAAACCAAACAAUCUCAGACGAUGGAUGCCUGUUCACUCGUUUUCAGAAAUGGGGAAGUAAACCAUGCUUCAUACAUCCAUCCAUUUAUCUACUGUAAAUUGAUGCAGACCAAGAGUGACAUGCUUGAAAAAGUUGUAUCCGACCAGUCUGCAGUUUUGAGAGAUCGGGAAGUUUCGCAGAUGAAAGUAUCUUCCAGUUCAGGUCUUGGUUGCAAUAUUGAUAACCGUCCAGCUACAUCUUCUGACCAGACUACCAGUUGUGAGGGUUUGAAUAUUGAUCAAUUGGCCAAGGCAAGAAACCUGGGUAUAUUAAAACUAUCUCCUGGAGAUGAAGUGGAAGGAGCGCUUAUAUAUUAUCAACAACAGCUCAUUUGCAAUGCUACUAUGAGAAAACGAAUAAGUGAUGAUUUGAUUUCAAAGGUUGUUAGGAGUCUUCCACAGGAGUUAGAUGCUGCAGGAAAACAAAAAUGGGAUGCUGUUCUGGUUAGUCAGUAUAAUCUUGAGCUUAGAGAAGCCAAAAAGCAGGGAAGGAAAGAACGUAGGCAUAAAGAAGCUCAAGCUGUACUGGCUGCUGCAACUGCUGCAGCUGCAGCUUCCUCUAGAAUAUCAUCACUUAGGAAGGACACACUAGAAGAUCAACAUGAGGAUCUUCAUAAGAAUGGUUCAUCUGAUGUAAGACCUGGGUUCUACUCCAAGCUCAAUCCUCGAGCAAAAGAGACUACUUCAAGGGCUGCUGUCGUGAGGUCUUCAUCUGAUGUGAACUCGGAUUCUGCCCGGUCAACUUCUGAGUUCUUGAAAGACCAUCCUAGGACAUGUGACGUAUGCAGACGUCCAGAGACUGCCUUGAAUCCUGUUUUAGUUUGUUCAAGUUGCAAGAUUACAGUUCACAUGGAUUGCUACUGUAGUGAUAGAAGUGCCACUGGGCCAUGGCACUGUGAAUUGUGUGAGGACUUAUUUUCUUCUCGGGGUUCGGGAGCUCUGGCAACAAAUUCUUGGGAGAAGCCCUACUAUGUUGCCGAAUGUGGUCUAUGUGGAGGCACUGCAGGUGCUUUUAGAAAGUCAGUUGGUGGCCAAUGGAUACAUGCCUUAUGUGCUGAAUGGGUUUUAGAGUCAACAUACAAAAGGGGACAAGUCAGUCCUAUUGUGGGCAUGGAUAAUGUGUCUAGGGGAUGUGAUACUUGCACUGUUUGCCGUCGAAAACAGGGUGUUUGCCUUAAGUGUAGUUACGGUCACUGUCAAACCACAUUUCAUCCUACUUGUGCUAGAAGUGCUGGUUUCUACAUGACUGUGAGGACUAAUGGUGACAAGUUGCAGCAUAAGGCUUACUGUGAAAAGCACAGUGUUGAACAAAAAGCAAAGGCUGACACUCAGAAGCAUGGUGUGGAAGAGUUCAAGAGCCUUAAGCAAGUCAGGGUUGAAUUGGAGAGAUUGCGACUUUUGUGCGAGAGAAUUAUAAAAAGGGAGAAAUUGAAACGUGAAUUGGUUCUUUGCUCUCAUGAUAUUCUUGCUUCAAGUCGAGACUCCGUUUUGUCUAACUUGGCUCGUCAUCCAUUUUACCAACCUGAAGUUAGUUCAGAAUCUGCAACAACCUCCAUCAAAGGUUACACUGAUGGUUACACAAGCAGUGAAAUGAUUCAAAGAUCAGAUGACAUAUCGGUCGACAGCACAGUCGCUGGUAAGAGGCGUGUUAAAAUCCCCAUGACCGUGGAUAACGAUCAGAGAACAGAGGACAGUUCAACAUCGCAGAAUGUCAAUUCUCUGAAACCACCAGAGAGACAGUCUUUUGCUGGGAAGAAAAUCCCCCAGAGACCUUCCGCCAAACCGAGGAAUCCCUCCAAUGACACUGAAAAACGAACGAGAAGUAGAAAACAGCACACUGAAACCUUCGAAAAAGAGCUCAUAAUGACAUCAGACCAAGCAUCCAUGAAGAAUCAGCGGCUACCAAAAGGAUUCGUUUACGUUCCAAUACGAUGCCUAUCCAAGGACAAGGAGACCGUCUCAGAUGCCCGAGCACGAGAACCAGAUGGAACAUAAAAGGUUAGACUUGUUUCGCCUGACACUCUCGUUUUAGAUCUGAGACGUUGCAUCGGCUGAGUCCCGAUGCAUAUCAUCAUCUCCCUGGGACAUUUGAUGCUACACAGGGCAAACAGUAUGGCCCUGUUUAAUGCCGAAAGGGCCGAUUUCACCGGCGCAGAUGAUGAUAGAUCGGAACCAUUGUUGUACAUGCAUGUCAGAGUAUACUGUAAAGUGGGAUUGGGUGUAUUUUUCCCAUUGUAUGUAUGUCCAGCGGCUCAAUUUCUCUGGCCAUCUUAUUUCUUUAUUUUUUACUACCUUUUUAAACUAAAUUAUACAUUUCCUAGUUGGAAAGGGGGCAAUGGAGCUCUGCUGCUUGUAAUAAUUGUACAAAACCAUCUGCCUAUGUUUCUUGUAGUAUCUUGUAAAGUUGUGUAUAUAGUAGUGGUAUCAUGAUUAAAAGAAUCAACGCAAUUUAGUCCAAUUAGAUUCA